ACUCUGCAAGAAGGCAAUCCUCUAAGGAUCACCAGCUUCUACCUAUAAGACUUCAACUCAAGAUGCAGUAUGGAGGGGCUCCCGGAGGGCCUGCGUUUCCCGGACAAACUCAGGAUCCGCUGUAUGGUUACUUUGCUGCUGUAGCUGGACAGGAUGGGCAGAUAGAUGCUGAUGAAUUGCAGAGAUGUCUGACACAGUCUGGCAUUGCUGGAGGAUACAAACCUUUUAACCUGGAGACUUGCCGGCUUAUGGUUUCAAUGCUGGAUAGAGAUAUGUCUGGCACAAUGGGUUUCAAUGAAUUUAAAGAACUCUGGGCUGUACUGAAUGGCUGGAGACAACACUUUAUCAGUUUUGACACUGACAGGAGUGGAACAGUAGACCCACAAGAAUUGCAGAAGGCCCUGACAACAAUGGGAUUUAGGUUGAGUCCCCAGGCUGUGAAUUCAAUUGCAAAACGAUACAGCACCAAUGGAAAGAUCACCUUCGACGACUACAUCGCCUGCUGCGUCAAACUGAGGGCUCUUACAGACAGCUUUCGAAGACGGGAUACUGCUCAGCAAGGUGUUGUGAAUUUCCCAUAUGAUGAUUUCAUUCAAUGUGUCAUGAGUGUUUAAAUCAAGAGGAAGCUGCAUGAAUGUAAUCAACAUUCCAACUGGAGCUCUCCUUUGCUUGUCCUCUUUGCCUUCGGUAAUAUGUAUAAACUUACAUCACGACUUUCUCUUAACAGCUGUUGUAAAGUUUAUUACUUUAUGUACAACUGAAGUUUUGUUUUAGUUUUGAUAAUAAAUUCUUUGGAACUUUAAUAAGAUCUAGUCUGUUACACCAUUUAGAACUUUCCUGAGCCAUUAUCAGUCAUGCCUUAUUUUCUUGCUAAAACUCUAUGUAAAUUUAAGUAUGCAAAAUGUUUAAGUCACAUUAUUUAUUUUUCAUUGUGAGACACUAAAAACUGUUAAUCAGACUACAGCUGUUAUCUUUCCUCUCCUACAAAGAAUACUCCACACAUAAAAACUUAGGUAAAUGACAUAGACGCACUUGGGUGAAAUAAAACAACAAAAAAGGUAAUCCAGUAAUCCACGUCAGGAUUCACCUUAGAAGUUUAGCACACGCCCUUCAAAACCUGUUGAAUAAUUUGAUUGGCAAAUACUAUCUGUCACCAAGUCCCUUUUUGUCAUCUAUUUAAACCUUUGUUAACUCUCCUUAAAAAUCUUGUACAUUAUAAGCUUAACUAUAUAAAAAGAAAAUUGAUAGAAAAAGACUAAGGGAAUAUAUGGAAAUAUUAACAAUGUUUAUUUUGGAUGAAUGGAAUUCUAGAUGACUUUAAUUUUCUUUAUAUCAGUAUUUUUCAGAUUUUCUAUAUGCUUUCCUUUUAAAAUCAGAUUUUAGUUUUUAAAAUACUGAUACAUCCAUUUUGAUAUACCAUGUAUUCACACUUUAAAAAAUACACAUAGCAGAGUAUCGGAAAGUAUGUACCAAAACAUUGAUCUGGCUACCACUGGGAGUCAGGAUCAUGAGUUCAUCUUCUUCCUUCUUACUGCUUUUCCAAACAUUCUCCAGUAAGCAGGUACUACAUUUAUAAUGGAAGGAAUUUUUUAAAAAAUUUUAAGCUGUACACUUUCAAGUAAGAUCUGAAUUCUAAUGCUGGCUUGUGCCUCUUACUAUGUGGUUUGGUCAUUAUAGAUAAUGCCCAGUUUCAGUUUCCCCAUCUUUGAAAAGGAGAUAAUAUGUUAUCUCUUGGGAGUAGUUCUGAAUAUGAAGUGUGUUGAUACAAGAAGCACUGACAAUGUUUCUGUUUCUUAAAUUUAAAACUGGCCUGGUUUGCCUUUUUUAUCAAGAGAGCUUAACAGAUAAAAAAUGAAAUUAGUCUAUUUUCUACUUGCCAGCAGAGUAUCUGUCUUAUUUUAGGAUGCAGUGUGAAACUUACCAUUCAACUGAACAACUAGUUGUCAACUAAUGAAAAUAAAACAUUUUCUCUAAGCA
Molecule: messenger RNA, 1977 nt
Organism: Homo sapiens (human)
Lineage: Eukaryota; Metazoa; Chordata; Mammalia; Primates; Hominidae
Gene: SRI
Product: sorcin
Exons: 8
Coding region: 63-614 (183 amino acids)
Biological process (GO): regulation of insulin secretion involved in cellular response to glucose stimulus; regulation of gene expression; positive regulation of release of sequestered calcium ion into cytosol
Cellular component (GO): sarcoplasmic reticulum membrane; vesicle; Z disc
Molecular function (GO): calcium ion binding; DNA-binding transcription factor binding; transcription regulator inhibitor activity
Source: RefSeq, marked reviewed